Molecule: messenger RNA, 1688 nt
Organism: Triticum dicoccoides
Lineage: Eukaryota; Viridiplantae; Streptophyta; Magnoliopsida; Poales; Poaceae
Product: eukaryotic peptide chain release factor subunit 1-2-like
Exons: 2
Coding region: 138-1364 (408 amino acids)
Biological process (GO): translational termination
Molecular function (GO): translation release factor activity
Source: RefSeq, a predicted model, not a curated record
UAUACUGGAUGUUCUAUUUUAUAGGUGAAGGCAGAGGUAACAACACAACCAAUAUGGAUAACGACAAGAACAUCGAGAUGUGGAAAUUCAAGAAGCUGAUCAAAUGACUAGAUGCUGCCCAUGGAAACGGGACAAGCAUGAUAUCGCUGAUCGUGCCACCCCGUGAUCAGGUAUGUCGAGUCACCAAGCUGUUGGGUGAUGAACAUGGGACCGCCUCAAACAUCAAGAGGAGAGUCAACAGGCAGUCUGUCUUGGCAGCUAUUACCUCUGCCCAGCAAAAGUUGAAGCUGUACAAUCGAGUUCCCACCAAUGGAUUGGUGCUUUACACCGGAACCAUCCUCACCGAUGAGGGGAAAGAAAAGAAGGUCAGCAUUGAUUUUGAGCCAUUCAGGCCAGUUAAUGCGUUCAUGUAUCUCUGUGACAACAAGUUCCACACCGAAGCACUGCAUGAGAUGCUCGAGUCCGAUGAUAAGUUUGGCUUCAUUGUCAUGGACGGUAAUGGAGCGCUGUUUGGAACCCUGAGUGGCAACACUAGGGAGGUUCUACACAAGUUCUCUGUUGAUCUCCCAAAGAAGCAUGGCCGAGGAGGGCAGUCAACACUUCGCUUUUCCCGCCUGCGCGUGGAGACCCGGCACAACUAUGUGCGCAGGACGGCUGAGCUUGCUACUAGAUUCUUCAUUGACCCUGCCACUAGCCAGCCAAAUGUUUCUGGUCUCAUUCUAGCUGGUUGCGCUGACCUCAAGACUGAAUUGAGUCAAUCUGACCUGUUUGAUCAGCGCUUGGCAGCCAAGAUACUGAAGGUUGUCACUGCCUCUCAUGGUGGAGAGGAUGGCUUCAACCAGGCCAUUGAGAUAUCUGCUGAAGUCCUUUCCAAUGUCAAGUUCAUCCAAGAAAAAAGGUUGAUGGGAAAGUACUUUGAGGAGAUAAGCCAAGACACUGGGAAGUAUGUUUCUGGUGUGGAUGACACCAUGUCUGCCCUUGAAAUGGGUGCAGUUGAAACACUGAUUGUGUGGGGAAAUCUUGAUAUCAAUAGAUACAUCUUGAAGAAUUCUGCUACCGAAGAAACUGUGGUAAAGCACUUCGACGAGGCACAGGAGGCAGAUCAGAGCAACUUCAAAGAUAAGGCGACAUCGGCAGUGUUGGAGGUGGUUGAGAGGACCGUGCUGCUGGAGUGGUUUGCCGAAAACUAUUGGCAGUUUGGUUGUGCGCUGGAGCUCAUCACGAACAAUACGGAGCAAGGAUCUCAGUUCUGUUCGGGCUAUGGUGGGAUAGGAGGGAUCCUCCGCUACCGGGUUGACUUGAACGCUUACGAAGACCCAUCUGAUGAGGAGUAUGAUGAAGGCUUUGAGGAGCACCUCUACUGAAACUCCAGUGAAUUCAGUCCGGGAGGAGCCUGCCGUAGCCUGGAACCAGAACGCUCCGCGACAGGAGGCCGAGGCAUCUACAAGCUCAUCCAGGAAAAAUUAAGCAAGACGGGAAGACUAAAGAAACGGUGAUAUGAAGCAUGUUGCUGCUGCAUAAGUGAAGUCCUCUCAGCGUGAUUGGGAGGAAUUCUGAUCUCCAUCAGAAGAUUAUCCUAUUUAGUACUGCCAUUAUUAGCAAGAAGAAUCAUAGUUAUAAGUUACUAUUAAGCGUCUCUUGUGUGAUGCUCGAAUUUGUGUGUUAAGUUUGUGGGCUGCUUAUCUGAA